AUGCAGAGAAUUAUUAAAAUUGGGGGUUUAUAAUUAUUAAACUAAUACAAUGUAGAGUUUAAUAGUAGUAGAUUAAUUAAGAAUACUAAUGUUAUUCCAAUCUUGAUUGUGCAAUCUCUGAAGGGUUUAAGUAAGUACUUUAAAAAGGAUAAGUGUACUUAAAUUAACAGAUCCUGCACAUCACCAACCCUCAAAUAGAAUAUUGCUCGAAAGAAUUCUAAUCAGCUCUUGAAUUUUGUGAAUAGUAAUGAGAAUAGACCAGUUCCAAAUUUAUUCGAAAAUGUCCAAAGAUAGAAUAUAAAUGCACCUGUCUGUCAAAAUGCAACAAAGGGUAGAAUUUUAUUGAUCGUAAUGAAUAUUUUGAGUUAGGAGGAUUCGAAAUCCAAAUAUUUGCAAUUGAAAGAAACUUUGAAUCAGCGGAUUACUUCCCUAGAAUUAGAAUUUGAAAAGAGUUAUGCUAUUGAAAAAAAUGCUAAGAAUAUUGUUGAUUAAACUGAUAAUUACAAUCAUAUAGGAAUAGAGUAAGAGAGAUUGAAAUAGAUUUAGAAUUCAAGAAUCAGUAAAUAAAAAAACCAACAAUUGAUAACAAUUAAUUCUAGAUAAUAAUAAAUAAUGAAGAAAAAUAAGUUGAUUGAUUUAAGGAGAUAAUAUUUGAAAAGUCAGAAACAACCAUUUAUAACUAGUGCUAUGAAAUAGAUAAUUCAUAAAUAAAUUAUAAAAUUCAUACACCAUUCAGUCAAAAUUUAUCGAUAAUUUCGUCAUCGAUGGUGGAAAUGA
Paramecium tetraurelia is the source of this 777-nucleotide messenger RNA. RefSeq lists its product as uncharacterized. Lineage: Eukaryota; Ciliophora; Oligohymenophorea; Peniculida; Parameciidae. The transcript is spliced from 2 exons. The record is from RefSeq and is a predicted model, not a curated record.